CCACAACGGCACCUGAGCCCUUCGCAUGUGACCCUUUCCAGGAGUUCGUCCAAUCGGGAGCCAGCACAGGUGCCUGUUGAGGAGAGUUUCGGAGGCGGAAACCUGCUGGUUCAGAAGAGGUGAGCCGCUCCUUAUAAUUGUGUCACUCCUGCUGUGUUCUCCUCACGCGCUGCUACAGGACAGGAGAAUAGUUUUAUCCGGAGAUACGUUAAUAAUAAACACAAACAUUUGGGUGGCGGGGUGUGCGGGAGGACGUCACACCUGGCUCGUGCGUAAAAUGGAUACUCGCGCGACGCGCUGAAGGACUCCUGAUCCAAGUUCCCAGACAGCAGCGGAUGUUAAACGAGUUGGGAACAUCCCAGGAGAGUCAGAAGCCAGAGAUUUCCUCUUUGGGGUUCAUUUAAGUUUCAUCUCCUUCCUUCACAGCUCAGGGCCAAGAUGACGGAGAGGACACCAUGGUGGAAAGCUUUCCUGCCAAAGAAGAAGAGUGGAUCUACCAAAGAGUCAAACCACGUCUUUGGGCCAGACUUUGACCCCUUUGCACAGAACCAAAAGCAAAAAGACCCCAACGUGUCCUCCAAGAGCUCUGGGGGCCAGAGCCACUCUCAGCAUGAGUCCAACAACUCAUCCCUCAUCAGCGACGAGACCUACGACGACUCCCAGCUGUAUUCGGUGUUCAACGAGCAGACCUGUCGCAGGAACAUGAAGGUGUCACGCUCAGGUCGCUUCAAAGUGAAGGGCAAGGUGCGCUCGACCCUCCCCAUAGAGGAGAGGGAGAGAGAGAGAGCGCAGCCUCAGGGAAAGACGGCGUAAGGUGGCAAUGAGGAAGAGGAGGAAGAGGAUAUGACAGACUGCUUCACAGUGUUUUCUGUAACAGAACGGGAGGGAUUUAAACACAUGGAGACGCUCCGUGUGAACUACGGGAUGAUUGUUGGAGUUUUAUCUGAAUAAUGCAGAUUUCUGAAUAUAUAAUGAUAUAUUUUUAAGGUUUUUGGACUUUUGACGAUGGACUUGUCCAAAAGGGUCACAGAAGGAAUGUUUAAUGUGUGUUUUUAAUAUAUAAUAAUAAUUACUGAACUCAUCUGCCUGCAAAAGUCUCAAAGAUGGUUGGAAAAGCAGGAGCACUUAUGAAUGCAGAAGGUUGUCCUGGGAGUCUAGUUUUUUUUGGACAGCUCACAAUCACACAGAGACGCCGUCUAAAUCCAUCGUCUUUUUUUCCACAUGUGCUUCAGAACGACCAGAAGAUGUUCACCAGAAUUAUUCUGCGGUGUCUAGAGUAAUGCAUGUCUAUCGAUGAAGGAUGAUCCCGUUUGCUCUGAAGGUUUUUAGUCUGACGCACCAGACAAGCAGAGAUGGUUGUGAUGAAGGAUUCAACCAGACACAAGUCAGAGGUUGCUAUUUACAGAAGGUCUUUAUUUUAACACGUAGGGCUGAAGGAGAUGGGGAUGUUUAGAGUAGCAGCUUGCACCUGUGAAGAUGUACAUGAAGGCAAAAUGAUAAAUAAAUCUGCACCGGCUGACUCCA
This is a messenger RNA of Nothobranchius furzeri (turquoise killifish), 1524 nucleotides long. RefSeq names its product proline-rich protein 15. NCBI's taxonomy places the organism in Eukaryota, Metazoa, Chordata, Actinopteri, Cyprinodontiformes, Nothobranchiidae. The record is from RefSeq and is a predicted model, not a curated record.